UGGAGACUCAACCCACAGUACAGAAGAAGGAAAGAUCGAGAGAGAAAAGAGCAGAGAGAUAAUGCUCGCAACCUCCUGUUCUUCAUUAAAAUACGAACAGACCCUAGGCACUUAAUAGAGCAUAUACGGGAAAUAUGGAGAAAUGUGGUUUCCCAAAUGGGAAUAAGAAGGAUCUCCACACAAGGCUAUGAGUCCAUCAGACCUUCCUCCAUCAUUAAAAUUCUGUAAUUACACACCUGCCGCCACCAAGACCACCACCUGCUUUCUCCAGAUGUCCCAGGAAACAUGGGUAGUGUCAGCAGUUUGAUAUCAGGCCAUAGCCUCCACAGCAAACACUGCAAAGCUUCUGAAAACAAAGUCAAAAAGGGGCUUCAGUCUAAGAAAACAGGCCGUAGCUUGGAUGGCCUUCUGAAGUAUGGCUUCUCUCAGGACCACUGCAGCACCAACAACAACUCAAAAGUCAGCUAUCAUUCAGGCAAAAAUGAUGACUUCUUUUACAUCAAGGUCAGCAACAAGCCCCGAACUGCUAAUGGUAAUACAGCUGAAGACAGUCAAGGAAGAACAGCUGAGAUGGACAAUGAGGUGGACAGGAGAGGAGGGCCACCAGAAUUAGUUCCGCUGUCUGGAAAACUAGAAAAGAGUAUAGAGAAUGCUUUAAUUCGACCCACCGCCUUCAAGCCUGUUCUUCCUCGAAGCAGCAGUUCCUCGGUGGAGACUCAUAACAACUUGAGCACUAUCCUGGGCAAAAGAAUUAGUCCUAUAGACAGGCUAAAAGAUCUUCAGGACCCCAAGGUGGAGACAAAUUCUGGUACCUUCUCUGACUCUGGAAGAAACUCUAUGUCCAGCCUGCCCACUCACAGCACCAGUGGCAGCAGCCAGAUGGACAACCUAAGCACUUCAACUAACCACAUGGUACGACAUGGGGGCCUUGCCCAAAACAUGGACACAUCUCAAAACCCACAGGGGGGUGUAGCAGGCAUGAAUGGAAACUCUGGAUCCAGUUGGAUGUGUAGUGGGACUAAUGGUGGAAACAGUUGGACCAAUGGAUUUUGUGAAACAAACAGAAAUAGUGAUUUGACGAAUGUCAAUACAAGAUCCAUUGGUGUCCUAAGUGAAAGUGUGGCAGCAGCAAUAAGUAUGAACAGAGAGAUAACUGCUGCAGCGCUGACGGUUUCAUCCACAGAGCCAAAGAUGGACUUCUCUGGAAACCAAGAGAUGCUUCUGGAACACAGAUUUACAAUUUCAGAGCAAAGCCCGACCAAACCAUCAUCUUCUGGGGGCUGUGUCCGAUCACCACUUUCAAUGGAUGAAUCGCUGAUACAGCAGCUGGAGCGGAAGCUUCUAGAACGUGAAAGCGAGCUGGCAGAGUUACAAACGAGCCUUGACGAGAAAGAGUCAGACACAUGUCAUCUAUUUGAGGAGAAGCAACGCUACUGUGCUGAGGAGAUGGAGGGGUUGAAACAACGCUGUUCUACAAAACUGCGUCAGGUGUCUCAGAGGGCUUUGAGAGCCCAACAGUUAUUGCAGCUUCAGGUGAUACAGCUUCAACAGGACAAGGAACGUCUGCAGGAGGAGGUGGACCAGCUUAACCGUGACCGGGACACUGCAGAAAGCCGACUUCAAAUCUAUGAGAGCCAGAAAAACCUAGUACCCACUCUAGAAGAGACUCAGUGGGAGGUGUGCCAGAAGUCAGGUGAGAUUUCUCUGCUAAAGCAGCAACUUAGGGACUCCCAGGCCGAUGUUGGAAACAAACUCAGUGAAAUUGUCGGUCUCAAAGCCUCUCUGAAGGAUUCCAGAUCCAAGAUGGAAGAACUGGAAAAGAAGAUCAAGGAGUACGAGGAAGCACUUCACCAGCGGAGUGCUGAGGUUGAGGUAUCUAAAAAUGAGUUUCAAAGAAAGAAGAAUGAAGCUGACCUCCUCAGGGAGAAGGUGAACAUGCUGGAAACUGACAUAAAGGGCAUGAAGCAGGACUUAGCAAUGGCCAAAGAGGAACAACAGCAGCUAAUGACCAUGAGAGCCAAAGUUGAGGAGCAACAGCUGCAACUGCAGAUAAGCCAAGCCCGGAUGGAGGCCUUUGGAACUGGUCAACCCAAAUUGAAAGCCCAGGAUGGAACAAGUGCCAGUAAAACACUGAAUCAUAACAGAGGGACUGCAGACUUGGAUGCCCUACAGAAGGAGGUGGAGAGGCUAAGAGGAGAACUGAAGGAAGAGAAGCAAAAGAAACAAAAGAUGAUAAACAGCUUCCAGCAGGAAAGACAGACAUGGAACAAAGAGAAAGACAAAGUAAUUAGAUACCAAAAGCAGUUGCAGUACAAUUACCUACAGAUGUACAAAAAAAACAAGGACUUGGAGAAGAUUCUGAGGGAGCUAACAGCUGAGAUGGACAGCCGGACAGAGAUGGACAUGGAUAACCAUGACCUGAACUUUGAUAAAAUUGUAGCCACAGAGAUAUGAGGUCAUAGAGAACGAAUGUUUUCACAAUUAAAUGGUCUUAAAAGGGUGAAUGUACUAGUGGAUGGAGUAAAAGGAAGAAACAUGAUGUCACAGGAGAUUUUAAGAUGUCAGGAGAUGCUCGAAACUUAAGAGCAUAACAUCACUUGUACAUACCACCAAACCUUUUCUCCUUUUAGAUCUACCACUUAACUUAAAAUCUUUGGAUGUCAACCAUGUGCAUUUAAGUUCCUAUUAAAGGUGCAGUAAGCAAUUUUGUUUAUUAGAAUGACACUCUUACUUGACCAAAUUAGUGUUCCCAUAAACCAUCACAUCUGUUUCUGUGUCAGAUGGAAAUUCUGUAAACUCCAAAUAAUUGACCACGGUCAGAUUCUUUGUUAAGCCAUUUAAGCAUUUUCUGCCUGUCAGUCAUUUUGUGCAUUCAUAGGGCGGGCAGUGAAUAGAAAGCAGGUGUCUAGGAGUGUGGCAGUUGAAGAUUUGAAUAAUUCAAGUUAAGCACCAUUAUAAGUUUCAUAAGCAGUUUACAGUUGUUACAAUUUUGUUAGCAUUUAGUUUGGCAACAAUGAGAUGUGCUACUUUUUUUCCUGCUAAUCUCUAAUUACAAUGAUAAGAGUUCCAGAAAGUGUGUGCAGGUCUAAAUUAGAGAUUAAUUCUGCAGAAGUUCCAGAACAGCUAACAUUGCUUACAGCACUUUUAAUCUGUGCACAUCCUACCAAACGCUUUACCUUCCACUAAUUCAAACAAUCCAACGCUUCUUGCCUAAACCUCAAGCAAUUGUACAGUCUCACUACAGGAUGACAAAGUGAUAUGAAUGUUCUAUUUGCUGUAAUUGCUAGUUUUGCACUCUCUCUUUCUUUUUAUAUGACAAGAAUCUUUAUCACCAGUGUCUUGGCAGACAGGCUCAUCGAAACAAUCUGUUUACAGGAAUAUAGUAGCUUGUACAGUGAGACAAUGUCAUGUUGAAUGCAAAUGCACUGUUCACAAAUGUCCAGAUACAUAUUUAAUUGUUAAUCUAAAUUAUUUCAUAAUUCCUUCACAGUUUUUUUAACUGAACACUUCUGCUACCAGUACAAUACUAUCACCUUUGAACCAUAGACAUUGUACAGUUUCUUUUGGAGUAUGGUCAAGUCACUUUCACUCACAGACACGUCAGAUUUGUACAGGAUAACUACAGGAAUAGAUCAUUUUGAAUUUUGUUUUUUUUUUUUCAUUUAAAGAAAAGAAAAGAAAAUGCUCCAAAAAACACAAAAUUGGUCACUCAUAUAUUCCUUUUGUCAAAACUCUCAAAUCCGGGUCUUAAAAUUGAUUGGACAACUCUUCAGUAGAAGUACUGAAUUUCAAUUAGUUAUCACACCACAAUGCUAUCUAUAAAAUGAUUUAUCUAGCUAGGAGAUAGUACAAUUGUAUGUUAAACAGAGAUAAAACAAGGUUUUUUUUUUAUCUUUUGUACAUCUACUGCAGAAAAACAGGUGAUGAAACAUGGCGGCGAUAACAGAGUAGUGUAUUCUCCUUUAUAGCACUUAGAUGUAAUACAAUACAAUACUUAACUGGUCACAGGACAGCUUUUUCUAGCAAUGUUGCUUAAAAUGGCAAACAGAAAGACUGAAGUGGGCAGCACACUGGGACUGUUUCCGUUUUUCAUUGCACAAAUUUGUUACCCAAUGUUUCAUCAUACAACAACUUCCAAAAAGCUGCCUUGUAAGUUAUCAUCCCUAGAGCUUCCAGGAGUUUUGAUUUGACAACAAUAAACCGAUAAUCAUAUUAUUGAUGGUACAGGGUUGUGGGAUGUAAGGCUGUCUCUCGAUGCAUUUGAAUGCAUGUAU
Messenger RNA from Labeo rohita (rohu), 4274 nucleotides. RefSeq names its product leucine zipper, putative tumor suppressor 1 (gene lzts1). The transcript has 6 exons. Lineage: Eukaryota; Metazoa; Chordata; Actinopteri; Cypriniformes; Cyprinidae. Gene Ontology annotation, biological process: regulation of dendrite morphogenesis; regulation of synaptic plasticity. Gene Ontology annotation, cellular component: dendritic spine. The coding region runs from base 286 to 2454 and encodes 722 amino acids. The record is from RefSeq and is a predicted model, not a curated record.